AUGGCCGACCAGCCAGGUGUUGCGGUCCAGGGGGAUCAAGGGAUGUCCGCCCAGUCCCUGGACGGGCUGCUGAGGAUACCGCUUCCACUACCGCGGAUUCGCAUCCGGCCGUGGUGGUUUCCUGUGCAGGAACUGAGAAACCCGUUGGUGUUUUACCUGGAGGCAUGGCUGGCUGACUCGAUCUUCGGCCCCGACCGAGCCACAAUUCCGGAAAUAGAGUGGAUGAACCAGGUCCUGCUGACCGUGGACAUAGUAGACGCUGGGAACUUGGUCGAAAUCACCAUUUUCGGACAGCCCCGUGUACAGAACCGGGUGAGGAGCAUGCUCCUGAGCUUGGCGUCAAGGCACCGGGAACAUCGUGCCCGAGAUGAGAAGAUGAAACAACUUGAGGAGUUUUUGAAGGAACGUGCAUCCCGUCCCCAGACCCCCCAGCUUCCUGUUGCAUAA
Molecule: messenger RNA, 447 nt
Organism: Pteronotus mesoamericanus
Lineage: Eukaryota; Metazoa; Chordata; Mammalia; Chiroptera; Mormoopidae
Gene: OOEP
Product: oocyte expressed protein
Exons: 3
Coding region: 1-447 (148 amino acids)
Biological process (GO): establishment or maintenance of apical/basal cell polarity; embryonic pattern specification
Cellular component (GO): protein-containing complex
Molecular function (GO): RNA binding
Source: RefSeq, a predicted model, not a curated record